UACUCACGCCCGUAAACUACCGAGCGAAGUGCAAAUACUCAAAACGACCAGUCGGGUCGUUACAAAAAUAAUCUUGUGCGUAAAAAUAGUUAGAAAUAAAUAGUUAUAACUUUGAUGAUACAUGCAGCUGAAGGACCCAAACUGUUGCUUCUAAUAUUAGAGAAAAUGUAUUAGCAAAUGUUUAUUACAUAUAGUUCAUAUAUUCAACAUUUUAUAGGUUAAGUGGGUUACCACUUGUAUAUAGAGGAUAGACCAUGGUGGCAAUACUCUCCUCCAUCUGACAGUACCGGAGAAAAAUUUGUUCAAUAAGGAACAAAUUUGCCGGGGGGUUUGUGAACAAUGGCUGGCUUAAACAGGAUGGUAGAUACUAAGUGCGUAGUGGGUACCAGUGGAGGAAGGGGACUAUAGAAGAUUGGCCAUGGUACAGGGGGGUUUGGAGCAGGCUGAAUGUUCCCAAGCACUGCUUUAUCAGUUGGCUUGCUAUCCAUAAGAGACUGUUAACGAGGGACAUGCUACUAAAGAUGAGGAUUAGCCAAGAUAGCUGGUGUCUAAUAUGUGGAAAUCAACUGGAGACUGUGGAACAUCUGUUCUUUGAGUGCAAACUCUCCGAGAUGUCUUCAACUACUGUUGCAAUGGGUGCAUAGCGGCAUAAUCGAAACAAUAUAAAGGGGAUUUGGCGAAGGGUAGUAAGAGGGGUUAAAGGGAAAAUCUGUAGGGAUUUUGUCACAUCAAUGGUGGCUGCGCUAAUGUAUAGAAUCUGGAGGGCAGGAAUGGCCCUAUGAAACUACAAAGUCCCAACUCCGUGAGUGAUAUAUGAACAAGUCCAACAAUAUUGUAAGAUUAGAGUAGUAACAAUUUUGAAUAAGAAGAGUAGUAGGAAUGAGUGGGAAUGUAUAGACCAAUUGUUGUAUAGGAAGAGUUGAAAGGAGUAGAUUAGAAACAAUGAUAAAGGAAAUGGGGGAUAGGAGGGGCUUCUUUACUGUAGCUGUAGUAUAGGCAAUUAGGGGCCGUGUUUUGGCUUCGUUAUGAUUGUUUUAUUGGGGUAUUGGUGAUUAAUAAAAUUUUUUGUUUUCACCUAAAAAAUAUAUUUAACAUUUUCUUAGUUUUUUUUUUUAUCAGUAAUACGGAUAUGCACUAUUGCUCCUUAAUCGUAAUUCACGGAUGGUUAUUCAACUUUUUAGCAUCAAAGUCAUUAAAUUAUAUUUUACAACAAAGAAGUUACUUGACUUUGCCUAUAUAUAAUGGAAAGCCAAAUGUUUUUGUAAACCUAAAAGUCACUCAAGUUGACCCAAGUAUCAUAUAUAGAACAUGUCUCCUUUGUGUUCUCCUAGUGAGUUUCUGAAAUAAUUACGCAAAAUCGAGUGACUUUAUUUUUGUUUCAAUAAAUAGUUUAGUGACUUAAAUGAUUAGUACUUAAAUAAACUUGAAUAACUUUUUCAUUACAAAAAAUAUUUAAUAACCUUGGUGCAAUAAAAUGAAAAUUGAGUAACCUUUCGUGAAAUUAACCCAAUCCUUUUAUAGUCGGGACUUCCUCCUUAUAGUUACUUUUUGGCCGUCACACUCAAACUUGUGGAAGUUAGCUCCAAAAUUUGUACUAUUAGGGAUCGUUUGGUUUGAGGACAAGUUAUACCGGGACUAGUUAUGCUGUGAUUAGUUAUUCUGGUAUUAUUUAUUACUGACUAUUUGGUAUGCUGUAUCAAUUCUGAGAUUUUUAAUUUUACUACUUUAUCGUGGGAUAACUUGUACUGAGCAGGGGCGGACCUAAGUGGUGAGAAGUGGGUUCAACUGAACCCGCUUCGUCAAAAAAUAAUACUUUGUAUAUGUAUAAAUUAUGGCUAAAGCAAGGUAAAUUUUGUAUAGAAAUUAAUUUUGAACCCGCUUAUACGGCUUAUACCGCUUAUGCUAGUUAUGGACUUCUCCGACUGAACCCGCUUGCACAAAAUUCUGGGUCCGCCACUGGUCCUGAGAUUAUUAUUCUACUCUCUGGCGGGGUAUAAGUAAUCUGGUACUAUUUUUAAUCCUGGAAAAACUUAUUCCAGGAUUAGUAACCAAACAAGUGAUGAGGCGGUAUCAAAUUCUUAUUCUAAGAUUAUUUUUGCUUGUCCAUCGUACCAAAUGACCCCUUGGUGUUUCUAAUUGAAGUAAAGUUUUAUUACACACAAAAAAAGAUACUUUUAUCAAAAAAAAAAAAAAAAAAUCAAGAAAAAAGAAAAGAGAUACUAGCCCUCGGAACCCUUCGAAGAAAAUUAACACCAUUUAUGUAGGUGAAAGGGUUGUCCGUAUGCAAGUUGCUGAAUCCUUCAAUAACUGGUAUGUCUUUGGGAUAUAUAAUAGCAAAAGUGAACAAAUUUCAUGAUAUCUCGAGCCCUAUGCCCAACCCAACUGUUGCCUUUUUUUCUGUUUUGUGGUCUUCUAUAAUUUUUUUUGAAUAAAAAACACAUAAAUUAUAAUCAAAUGAUAUUGAACUGAGAAAAUCCUAAAACACACACAUGCCACUUACGAAGAAUUCUCGCUUCUCACUCGUCUCUCUCGAUCAGUCGCCAUCUCGCCCGCAGUUGCUAAGCCCCUCACCCGUUGUUGCUGCUUCCUUCUUUGCCUUUGCCGUCGCCAAUUAUCGAGCUCGAGCGGUUAGUUCUCUCUCUCGCUCUCUUACUUGAAGAUAAUAUGAUAUACUAUAAUAUACAUGAUUUUUAUAUGAUUACAUUGAAUUAGUUCAAAUCAAUGUUACUUUUUAUUCAAGUAAAUGUUUGUUAACAAAUGUCAGUUCCAAUUUAAAUAAGUGUUAGUUUAAUUAUACAAAUGAUCAUGUAGAUGUCGGUAAAGAUCGAUCCCUUAUACAUUUCACCUAUUUCAAAAUUCACCUCACUUGGAUAGUUGUCUUUACUUUCUUUUUGUGGGUUUGUAUAGUUGCUUGAUUAUUUUAAAUGUAUUUGUAUGGUUAUAUAUUGAUAUAUUUUUUUCUAUGCUAAUACAGAGUUUGUAAUUUGGUUUGUUUCUAUGAAUUAGGUUAAUGUUAAAUUGCUAAAUUAUCUUGUUUUAAAGUAUAUAGAUUUCUCCUAACAUAUUGCUUAACCAAAAAAUAGGAAUUUCGAUCAAAGCCUAUUUUUAGAAGUACUCGGGUUACUAAUAAUCAAUAAAAUCGAUAUUCUUAUAGUAAGAAAGAGAAUUAGAAUAGCAAAGUAAUCAGUAGAAAGCAAAAGUAAAUAAUUGUAUUCCAAUAAUAAUCAGGAUAUCCCUCUACAGAUGAUAUUUCUUUCCCUUAUAUAGUGACUCCUAAGUACAACGUCUUUUCCCCUUUUAUGGCUAAAUCAUUAUGAGCAUUAAUGACAUUAAUGAAACGUUAUAAUUGGUAGUCGUAACUGUUUCAUGAGAUUCUGUAACGUUUGUAACAUUCAUGCUCAUUAAUUGAAGAUCAAUGAAUCUGCCCUUUUUAUAGUCUUGGUUCAUUUCACCGGUGCCUCUUUAAGAGACUAGAGCAACCGUUCCUUCUUGUCCCUUAAAUGUUUUGCUCGUACCUAUUAAGACUUACGCCUUUUCCAAUACUCUUCUCCAGCUGUCGCUUUUCUAGUGAUCCACAUGUCUUGCCAUGUCAACCACAUAAUUAAUUCCACGUGUAAAAUUUAUUUACAGAUAGUCCCCCCACUUUCCAUUUAUUCAGCAACUGAAUAUUUGGGAAGUGGAUCUCAUUUAUGGCGGGGAUUUUUGCCGCCGUUUCUCACGUGCCAUUGUAUCUUCUUCUGAACUGAUGCGUCGUAUAUCACUUCCAUUUAAUGCAUGUGACACGUGGCAAUCAUCGAUUGGCUCUGCAACUCUACAACGGGUUUUAGGGCUUUUUUACAGUCGCAUCAGUCAUGAAGUGACAGUUUUCAUAAUGAUGUUUCUAUCAUUACCUUUUUGCAGGACGGUCGCCUCUGCAUAUAAAUACAUCUUUUGCCUUUACUUUCACGAAAAAAUUUCAGUGUUCUUUUUUCACAUCUUGUUCUUAUCCUUUAAUACGUUCUACUUCUUUAUACAACUAUGUCUUCCUCAAAUCCUGAUCCUCGAAAAGUUGUCAUUGUAGAUGAACUUCCCCUUUCUUCUGCUCCUACUAGAAGUAUGAGAGGUGGUAGGUUGCGUAGUUUAGGAUCAAUUUCUGUACGUGGUUCUUCUUCUCAACCCAGCUCUACUCCUCCAUCUUCUUCAAGAACUAGGGCUUCUUUUCCACAUAGAUCUUCUGCUAGAAAUAGAGAUUCUAGUGAACCACUUCGUGAGCCUACUAUUGACGAGAUUAUUCCCGUUGAACUUUCCUUUAUCUCGGACAGAGAAUCAAUUAGAAAUCAAGUCACUUCCAUGACUUUUCACGAUCGCGCUGAUGUUUACCCUUCCCAAAUCACCGAGGGUUUGGUUUCUGUUGUGCGUAAAGAUUGCCAUUGGAAAUUCGACUUCCCGAUUCUGGUCCCUAACGAGAAUCAAAGGAUCACUUCUUUUAAAUCUGGUUUUUCUUUUGUGUAUACAUAUCCCUUUACAUUAGGUUUUAGGCCGCUUAUUGACUCAGUCAUCAUUGAAUUUUGCCAUUUCUUUGACGUAUGUUUAGGAUAAAUUGGCCCUAUCGUAUGGAGGGCAGUGUCAUGCCUUAGAUAUUUGUCAAAUGUGGUUCAGUUACCCUUUACUUUUUAUCAUCCGGUUCAUCUUUACUCUCCCAAAUUAUUCUGUCAUAGGGUUUUUACUCUUGUGGCGAGAAGUAAGAGAGUUUUGGUUAGUCCUGAAGACGACAAAGACCGUGGCUGGUACGCCCGAUUUGUUGCCUCUCCUACAAGUGAGUUAGUAGGCGAAGAAAAUAUGCCCUUCUCUAAUAAGUGGAACUUUGCACGUGAGUUUUAGUUUCACUCUUUUAUUUCUCUUCUUUAAAAAAGAACUUGUAGCCUUGUAACUGUUUUACUUUUCUUUUUCAGCAACCAUGAGAACUGUUGAGGAAAUUUCUGAUUUCCGUGGUUGGGUAGAAAAAUUAUUAACAGUUGCUUCAAUGGAAGAAAGGUUCUGGAAAUACCUUUCAAACAGAUUUGGGUGGAAAGUUAAGACUCACGGGUUUCCCAUUCGGGGUGUGAGUGCUGCAUCAAUCACUGCUUCGAGGCUCUCUCUAUCAAAGGUUCAAGAGAUAAUCUUGAGUUCCUCAUGAAAAAGAAAAGCUGAUAGACCACAGAACUCUGAAGAUGAAGAGGAGCGAGAUGAAGGUUCAUUGGUUCGUAAGCCACGAGCUAGAAGACGGGUCAUUUCAGAUGACGAAGCUACUCCUCAUCCUCGUCCUGUUUCCAUGUUUGAGCCUGAAAGUGCCACUUUAGUGAGUUCUGAUGAGGAGACGCCUGCAGCACCCCGUGACUCUGCUAAACCACUCUUUUCUCGUGGAUUUGAUGAAGAAAACUUUGGUUUUGUUUCUGAGGAAACACCUCUUGCCUCUUUUCCUGUGUCUGUUCCAAUUGAAUCUCAGUUGCCUGUACAUACUGUUGUUUCCAUUGCUCCUUCCAUGGCUAUUUUGACUUCUUCAACGGUUCCUACUGCCACGACUUCCCAUGCUGAAAUUGGUUCCUCUAGUAGCAGUAGGGCAAUGAAGCAAGUUACCAUCGAGGUUCCUGCAGAUGGUAACCUUUUGAUGACAUCAGACCAAGCUGACGUGUGGUUGAAACCACUGAUAGGCCUAGUUGAGAAGUCCAAACUAGAAAGUCAUAGCUCUCUAACGUGGAUGAACGAUAUUGUGCAUUCAUCUUUAAAGAUUAAUCUCAUCGGUACAGAGAUGAUGAAAAGGAUUAUCCAUACGGAGCAGCUUAUGAAUGACUAUCAUACUGAUGCCGACAAUUGGAAAGAGCAGUACGAGGGUCUUCAACUUGAAAUGGAGGUUUUAGAUGAAGAUAAGUGUACCUUAGAGCAGCAAGUAAGGUUAUAGCAGCAGAACUAGCGGUUGAGAAAACUUCUUCGAAUCAGGCGGGCAAAGAUAAAAACCUUCUUGAGUCCUCAUUUGCUGAACAACUCUCUAAAGCCACUGAAGAGAUCAGAGGUCUAAAGGACCUAUUGAACCAGAAAGAAACUUACGCCGGUGAGCUUGUUCAAACGCUUACCCAAGCUCAAGAAGAUCUCCGAGUGUCUUCUAGCAGAGUUUAAUUUUUGGAAAGUUCACUUGCCCCUUACAGGCUUCUUAUAAUGCUGCCUUCACUAUGAAUGAGAAGCUUAGGAAUGAGAUUGAGCAUUGGGAAAGAGAUUAUGAAGCUCUCGAGGAUAAGGUUGCCGUUGAAGUAAGUUGGGAUUUUUUGAACACACGUCAUGACGCUUUGAUGGAAGCAAGCCGGGAAGGCUUUGACUUAGCUGCUGAGAUUGCAAAGAUCAAAGAAACCAUUGAGAAAACCCAACAAAGUCAGAGUUUUUCUUCACCCGUGACUGACAUUCCCGAGGGUGAUGAAGUUACUCCUGGUGAGGCUGCUAUUCAAUCUCCUUCCGCUCAAGUUACUCUUCCUGCUUCUGAUGAUCCUGCUCUUCGUCCUACUGGUUCAGUUUCUGCCCCUCAGUGAAAGUUUUAAGAAAGUUUGAAAUGUCGUUUUUUUAAUUGAUGGAACAUUUGGAGGUUCACCCUUGGUCCCAUUUGGGGAUAAUGUUUUGGAAAAUCAUACCCCUAGUUCGUUUUGGUUUUUUUUUUGUAUAAGACAAUCAGGUUGGAACUAAGUUCAUACUUAGUUUUAACCAAGUUAUUAUAAUAUUAUGAAAUUUUUGUCCAACUCUUAUAAUACCUUUAUUUAGAGUUUCUGUUCCACUCUUUUAGGAGUUUACCCUUGCUUUAUCUUUAAAAGUUCGGGCUUUAUUUUCCACUUAUUUGGAGUUUUUGUUUUACCCUCUAUUAUUUUAACUUUUGCAUAUAAAAUGCUUCAUUACUUCAUGGUUUUUUUUUGUGAACAAGCACGAAUUAUAAAAGAGGGCCCUUUUAUAUACGACACUUAAUGAAGAAGACGUCUCAACUUCAUAAUGGUGUAAGCAUACGAAAAAAGAGAUAGGAACAUACACGUUUCUUUGAAUAACUUUGAGGAAAGUUUUGUAUCAUUCGAACUUUCAAAUUACAUAAUGCUUUAAAUGUAUUUAAGUAUCAUCUAUAACUCUUUCGUAACUGUUUUCUUUACAAUAGAUUUGUAAAAAUAUUCAAGGGUAUAUCUUGCAACCCAUGACUAAAUAUUGCCUUUAACCUAGAUUUUGAAAUUUACAUCCACGAGUGUAUUCUUUAUAGGUUUUUGAAUCGGGCUUGUAUUUUUGAACGCUCGUGACUUUGCUCUGAACUUUCGAUUUGUUGGGUAGACUUUAAGCUUGACUUGAAUUCUGAUUUUUCCAGUCUUCUUUGCUCUUCUUUGCCAUCUUUAUAUAUAUAGUCCCCCAAGUGUUUGAGCUUUGAAGUAUGAAAUCUCGAGCACUUGAUUAUUUCUUCCAUGCGGUCCUUUUCCUGAAAAAGGAAAAACGUACGGGACUCGGAGGCAUAUAUAAUUUAGAUGAUGACUGCUUAACCCUUUAUAUUUCCAUCAGAAAGGUUGUAACCCUAGACUGGGAAUUAUGUUACUUUCACGUGUCUUUCAGGUUUAAUAUCAUCAUUUGGUGCGGGCUAGUUUUUUGCCUAUCAUCUAAAAUUGUUAGUAUAAUUUUAACUGCACAAAAUAAAAAUUGUAA
Messenger RNA from Nicotiana tabacum (common tobacco), 7671 nucleotides. Lineage: Eukaryota; Viridiplantae; Streptophyta; Magnoliopsida; Solanales; Solanaceae. The record is from RefSeq and is a predicted model, not a curated record.